UCUGUCGCAACGUUUUCUUCUUCUCUUUGUUUCACAUGAAAGGUUCUGAUGGACAAUCUGUGGCCGGACUAAAAUCCGGAUCAAACCUGCAUUAAAGCCAGAUUAAACCACGGGAUAGACUCGGAUUAAAGGCGAAUGCGCAGCGGGACUGUGGAUUCUGAUUUCUGAGUUUGGAUCAGAACCCGGGCCAUGGGUCUGUAGGACGGGAGAACUUCCUGGAUCUUCUGUCUCCACGCAGCUGUGAUGGAUCCUCGAGCUGAUUAUUGAUCCGUGAUUGAGUAUUGAUGAGCGGGAUGGCCGCGCGCCUCCUGCUGCUACUGCUCGCGCUCUGGAUGUGCGGACACGCCAAGAGCGCGUCUCCGCAGCAGCGACCCUCCUACAGCCUUUACACCAGCGGGCACGCGCACGGAGCUCGCGCCGCCAGCAGACACAGGAACUGGUGUGCGUUCGUGGUGACAAAGACAGUGAGCUGUGUGGUGGAGGAUGGAGUGGAAACCUACAUGAAGCCUGAUUAUCAUCCCUGCAGCUGGGGGAGCGGACAGUGCAGCAGGGCGGUGCUAUACCGGACCUACAUGAGGCCGCGGUACAAAGUGGCGUACAAAAUGGCCACGGAGAUGGAGUGGAGGUGUUGCCAUGGUUACAGUGGGGCGGACUGCAGUGAGGGUCCGGUUGGAGGAAGCAGACCUCAGGAGGGACCGGGCUGGGGGGCGAGCUCUGGAUCUGAACAGACUGCAGGACACGGCGGGCGAGUUGAGAACGAGAAGAUGAGGCAGUUGGAGGAGAAGAUCCAGAGUUUGUCCAAAAACCUGCAGGACCUUCAGUCCAGCUUGAUCACCAUGAACAGAGGAGGAGGAGGAGUGGGGGGAGGAGGAGAAGGUACAUCUUCAGGAGGGAGACACCCUGCUGAUGCAGCUCAGCCAGAGAUUAAAGAGACAAUUCACAGCAUUCAGACCAAACUGGACCAGCUGGAUAACCGCACACAGGCUCAUGAUAAAACACUUGUCAGCAUUAACAACCACCUGGUGAAUGGGAAAGGGAACGAGCUUGAUGGCGGUCCGCCUGGCGGAGGACUGAGUGGAGGAAGGCUAAAUUCGCUGAAGGAGGAGAUCCUCCGGGAGUUGGAGAGGAGGGUGUCGCUGUCCUGCUCGUCCUGUCAGGCCGGUGUGGAGGAUCUGCGCAGACAGCAGCAGGAGGACCGAGAGAGCAUUCGAGCUCUGGAGAAGGAGCUAAGUGCCAUGGACAUUCGGUAUCGGCAGGGCCUGGAUGGUCUGAGACGGGAGGUGGUCCGUCUUCGAGGAUGCUGUGACAACGUCAACUACCUCCAAAACCGCAUCACUAACGCUGAGCUCAAGAUCAGCUCGGCCUCAGAGAACUUUGAUGUUCUGCAGAACCGGCUAGACAAGCACCUCAGCGGAGGAGGCGGCAGCAGCAAUACUGAGAACGGCGGCAGCAGAGAAGGAGGGUUGGGAGGCGGCGAUGGAAUCGGUUUUGGUGGGAGAGAUGUUGUGGUGACGGAGGAUAGACUGGACAAUCGGCUGAAGGACCUGGAGCGGCGGAUCAACAACACUGUGCAGCGGACUGAGCAGAGCUGCUCAUACCUGGAGAACGACCUGAAGGACUACUUCCACAGAGAACUGGGGGACCUGAGGACAGUGUUUCUGGAUCGGUUUGAUGACCAGGCCUUCAGGGUUGCAGACAUGGAGCUGGACGUGGGGCUGGUAAAGGACAGGCUGAGUGGCCACGACAAGAGGCUGUCGAAGCAUGAAAACAACACAUCCACCAUGAGCCGCAGUCUGGAGGAGUGCAGCUGUGGUGGCUCUGAAAGAGGAGGAGGAGGAAGAGGAAGUGGUGACUGGGGAGAUGGAAGAGAAUCUACAGCAGGUGGAUCUCCAGGAGGUGGAUCUACUGGAGGUGGAUCUCCAGGAGGUGGAUCUACAGGAGGAUCUACAGGAGGUGGAUCUACAGCAGGAGGAUCUACAGGAGGUGGAUCUACAGGAGGAGGAUCUACUGGAGGUGGAUCUCCAGGAGGUGGAUCUACAGGAGGUGGAUCUACAGGAGGAGGAUCUACAGGAGGUGGAUCUACAGCAGGUGGAUCUACAGGAGGGGGACUAUCUGGGAUGGGAGGGGAACGAGAAAGUACGACAGAGAAAUCCCUGGAGUGGAGAGUCGUGGCCAACGAGGAUCAGAUUCGACACUUUAACACUGAACUCAAAGACCUGUCGGUGUCCGGAGACUCUCUGCACAACAAGGUUGUGGACCUUAGUCAUGAUGUGCGUAAGAUCAAGGCUCUGACCGGGGAUCACGGCGAGUACUUUAACCGAAUCGUGACUGAAGUGGAGAUGCUGGGGCAGGACUGUGAGUUGUGUGGGAAGGCUAAGGACGAGCUGCGGAGGCUGAAGAAUCACUCCCAGGAUGCACUUGGGCGCAUGCAGAACCACAUCGACAGACUCCAGGUCAGACUGGACUCAGGCAGAGAGGGCUGCUCCCAGAUGUGUUCACAGCUCGAGGACGAUGUCCGUCAGCUACGAGACGAUGUCAGGAGGUGCACCUGCCCGGACACAUCCAUAGGUGGUGGUUCUGGUGGUUCUGGUGGUCGUGGACCGGGGUUGGGUGCUGAAAAGCCUUUAGAUGGCCACAGUGUGAUCGGAGGCUCCAUCAAUAACAACCAUCUGAAGACACUGCAGGGCGAAUUGUCCGAGGUCAUCCUUACCUUCAGCGCCAUCAACGACACCCUGAAGGGCCUCGAACACACGGUGCAGAAACACGGCAGCGUCAUCACCGAUCUUGGAAACACAAAGGAUAAGAUCAUCUCUGAGCUGGACAAAAUUCAGCAGGAGGUGACGGAGCACAUUGAGGAGAGCCACGAGCGGCUGCAUGGAAUGGAGCGGGACAUCCGGCGGUUUGAGAGCACAGUCCUGGUGGAGAUGGGAGACUGUAAGAGGUCUGGAGACGGGCUGGAGAAGAGGCUGUCGAAGCUGGAGGGAGUGUGUGGGAGGCUGGACGGUGUCUCAGACUCCAUCCUCAACAUCAAGGAAGGACUGAGCCGACACGUUUCCAGUUUGUGGACAUCUGUUUCUGGUCUGAAUGAGUCGGUUGUCCAUCACGGAGGAAUCCUGGACUUCAUCAAGAAGAACCAGGACGAUGUGUACAGCAGGAUGAAGAACCUGAACUCGAGCCUGAACCAAGUCCUCAAAGACCUGGAGAGUUUCUCUGAGCAUGACCUGCCUGGCCUGCCUGGACCCCCGGGACCCCCAGGAGAGAGCGGCUUUAAUGGGCUGCCGGGCCCCCAAGGGCCUCUGGGAGUUCCAGGACAACCAGGUGAAAGUGGAGCACAUGGUCUGCCCGGUCUGCCCGGUGUUGACGCUCAUGUUCCCAGACUGUCGUUCUCGGCUGCUCUCACUUUUCCCAUGGAGAGAGCGGGAACCAUCAUCUUUGACAAGAUCUUUGUAAAUGAAGGAGACUUCUACGACCCGAGAACAGGGACUUUCACUGCUCCCGUGGACGGACGUUACUUCUUCAGUGCCAUCCUGACGGGUCAUAAGAAUGAGAAGAUCGAGGCGGUUCUGUCAAAGUCCAACUACGGCAUGGCCCGGGUGGACUCUGGAGGCUACCAGCCCGAAGGCCUGGAGAACAACCCCGUGGCCGAGGCUAAGACCCCGCCGGGAUCUCUGGCCGUCUUCAACAUCAUCCUGCCUCUGCAGACCCGCGACACGGUGUGCAUCGACCUGGUGAUGGGCAAACUGGCCCACUCCGUGGAGCCGCUCACCAUCUUCAGCGGCACGCUGCUGUACGAGGACAUGUGAGGGGAACCACGACACGCCAGGAGAUCUGAUGCUGUAAACGGUCUCUGUAUUCUCACGUGUUGGUUAUUCUUCUAAUGAGUGUGACCCAGGGUAACAGGAUCGGCUGACUUUCGGAUGGAUUUGGAACAAAAGUGUCGGGCAGACAAUGGACCAGAUGUUGUCAUGGCAACAUGUGAAAAACAAAGAAAGCUUUAUAGAAGCAGAACGUGUUUCUGUUGGAUUUUUAUAAUAAACUGCAGCUUUUCCUGUUUUAUUUCUGUUUUAUGUCCUGCCGAGCUUCAUAUCAUUCCACUGUGAUUGAGGCUGGAAAUAAAUCCAUGAAAGUCCAGGUGGAAGAAAUGUACAAUGUAAACUGCAUUACAGCUAAAAUUGUUAUUGAAGUUUUAUUAACAAAAUGUACUAAAAGUUUUAAAAGUAUUGGGACAAAUUCACAAUAUUUAUGUUAGUGGAUAAAUAGUUUAACACUAAUGUAAGCACAAGCAGCUGAAUGAUGAACAUAACUCAUUAUUAUGAAUUACGUAUUUUAAUGUUUUCACCAUUGGAGCAUCAGUUACUCAACGUGUCAACACAUAAUGUGGUGAACCAAAGAUAUUUAUAACGUUUGUACUAUCAGCUUCAGUUACAUGGAGAAAAGGACUUUAUAAACUUUAUCUUCUGACAGACCUGAGCUCCAGUCUUCAUGUUAACCUGUUUUUACACUUCUCACUUCUGUAAUGAUGAAUAAUGUUCACUGUCAUUAAACAAACAAACUGUGUUGAAUCUUUAGCAUGAUAAUCUUGAUAAAUUCAUAAAUUAUA
Molecule: messenger RNA, 4600 nt
Organism: Cottoperca gobio
Lineage: Eukaryota; Metazoa; Chordata; Actinopteri; Perciformes; Bovichtidae
Product: EMILIN-1-like
Exons: 13
Coding region: 285-3803 (1172 amino acids)
Molecular function (GO): protein binding
Source: RefSeq, a predicted model, not a curated record